AUGUCGAACAACGUCGACUUUCUUGGCCGCGCUGUCAAUACCGUCAAGCAGGCCAUUGAGGCUGACAAUGCGGGCGAGUACGAGAAGGCCUUCAACCUCUACAAGCAGUCCCUUGAGGUCUUCGUCCUCGCCAUCAAGUACGAGAAGAAUGCAAAGUCCAAGGACCUCAUCCGCGCCAAGACCGCCGAGUACAUGGACCGCGCCGAAAAGCUGAAAAAUCACCUCAACGAAGCAGAAGCCAAAAAAGCAUCAGGGGGCAAAGGCGCCGUUGGCGCUAAUGGCAAGGGCAAGGAGGACAAGGACGGCGAGGAUGGCGAGGACAAGAAGCUGAAGAACGCGUUGAGCGGCGCCAUCCUCCAAGAGCGCCCCAACGUGCGCUGGGAGGAUGUCGCCGGCCUGGAGGCAGCGAAAGAGACUCUCAAGGAGGCCGUUGUCAUACCGAUCCGCUUCCCCAGUUUGUUUCAGGGCAAGAGGCAGCCGUGGAAAGGUAUCCUGCUAUAUGGACCACCAGGAACCGUAAAUGGAUGGGGCGAGAGUGAAAGGCUUGUCAAGACCCUCUUCGCCAUGGCUCGCGAGAACAAGCCGGCCGUCAUCUUCAUUGACGAAAUCGACGCCCUCUGCUCGCCUCGUGGCGAAGGCGAUUCCGAGGCAUCGAGGCGUAUCAAGACAGAGCUGCUCGUCCAAAUGGAUGGUGUCGGUAAGGACAGCAAGGGUGUUCUAGUCCUAGGCGCGACCAACAUUCCCUGGCAGCUCGACUCUGCUAUUCGACGACGAUUCCAGCGACGUAUUCACAUCGGUCUUCCCGACGCACCAGGCCGCGCGAGCAUGUUCAAAAUUUCAGUUGGCGAUACAGAAACAGACUUGACGGCAAAUGACUACAAUGAGUUGGCCAAGUCGAGUGAGGGAUACUCGGGCAGUGACAUUGCGAACGUGGUACAGCAUGCGUUGAUGAGACCAGUGGCGAAGAUUGUGCAGGCGACGCACUACAAGGAGAUCAUGGUCAACGGUGUAAGGAAACUGACACCAUGUUCACCCGGAGACCCAGCGGCGAAGGAGAUGAGCUGGCAUGACGUACAGUCGGAGGAGCUUGAGGCGCCAUCAGUGGAUGUUAAGGACUUCAAGAAUGCUCUGAAAGAGACGCCACCAACCGUCUCUAUGACAGAUGUUGUUGCGCAUACGAAAUGGACGCAGGAGCUUGGAAGCGAGGGCGCAUGAUGUGGCAUGCAACUCAUCGAGGGUCGGGCCAGCUGUGGUUUUGACCACAUGAAAUACGAGCAUCUCAAGCUUUCACGACAAACCUGAUUGGGCCUGCUAGUGCGAGACACUUUGAUUUCAGUCUAGGUAGGUCAUCAUCACAAGUCGCGUCGAGAUGAUGUCAGCAUAUGGGCAGAGGACGGCGUCUUGGGGCGUUACUUGUCUGCGGGAGGUGCCUUGGUAUUAGCAACUUGCAUAGCGACUGCGUGUCGCGCAGGGCCCUGUAUGUAUGUUCUUUACUGCGAUUUUCCAGCUCUCGAAUCGUGCAAAUCAAUCACUGUACAC
Verticillium alfalfae VaMs.102 is the source of this 1539-nucleotide messenger RNA. Its product is annotated as vacuolar protein sorting-associated protein. The transcript is spliced from 4 exons. The record is from RefSeq and is a predicted model, not a curated record. The coding region runs from base 1 to 1215 and encodes 404 amino acids. Gene Ontology annotation, biological process: endosomal transport; vacuole organization. Gene Ontology annotation, molecular function: ATP binding; ATP hydrolysis activity. NCBI's taxonomy places the organism in Eukaryota, Fungi, Ascomycota, Sordariomycetes, Glomerellales, Plectosphaerellaceae.